AAUACAUAAUUCCGCCAUUCUUGCUCAGGCAAUAUUCUUCGUGGUAAUCUAAAACCUGGAGAGUGCAGACAGUAGACCUGCAAUUUGAGUCAUUCGAUAAACAAAAAUGGACCCUUCGAUCAUGAAACUCCUCGAAGAAGACGAGGAUGAGACGAUGCAUUCUGGGACUGAUGUGGAGGCUUUCGCGGCUGCCCUAAACAGGGAUAUUGGACGCCAUACUUCGUCUGAUUCUGACAGUAUUGCAUUGUCUCAAGGAAGUAGUCAUGUUACCAACCAGGUUCCUCCACGGUGGCAAACUCCACAGAGUCAGCAAAAUCCCAAUGGGAUACGAAAACAUGUGCCCUUAUCAGCUAAAGCAAACUUCAAGCAACAAACAUCGGGACCUGAGAAUCAGAAACAACUGUAUAGCUCCCACAAGAAGGAGAGCAUCUCUUCUUUCCAGCAAAAAUCAUGCCCGGAUAGUUUCCACCCCCCGAAAUUUGAACAAAAUGCGAUCCCUAUAUCUCAAACACAUGAUUUAGAAAUAAAUAACCACGGUUAUACCAGGACUCAAAUGUCAAAGCAUCAAGGUCAACUUGUGGGGUUAGAGACAGAAAACAGUCCGCAGGUUCCCUUGCUAGCAAUGCAUAAUCAACGAGCUGUGUCUACCAGAAAAAGUAAUCAACAACAGGUUGCUGCAGGCUGUGGUAAUCAACAGGCGACUACUGCAGAGAAUCGUGGACCGACAGUUCCUUGGAACCUUUUUCUACGUGUCUUACUGCCUCAGCUUAAUGAAUUCCAAGCUGAGCAGCUUAACACUCUACAAAUUAGAUUCAGGAAAAGUGAAAUUUCUAAGGAUGUAUUUGUUCAGCAAGUGAAAGAUAUUGUGGGGCUGAAGAUGUACUCAACCACUCUCAGUCAAUUGCAGCCACAGGCUGCUCAACAUACGCAGAAUGUACUUCGCCGACCUCCAUCACAGCCACAGGCUUCAAUUCAGCCGCAAAAUUUUCCAACGCCAUCCUCUGCAGCUCAAAUCUUGACCAAUUCAAGCAAUCAGGUAUCUGAUGAUCAUACAUUAGAGUCACACGUUGUAGAUCUCCAUGGGGCUGCAUUGAGCCACGUAUCUAAUUCGAGUUCUGUUGCUAAUCAACAGAGGGAGCAUCCUAGUUUUCCAUCGCAGAAUUUCAAUAAGCCGCAGCCGCAACCACAGGCACAGCACAUGCACUUUUCAAAAGUCUCAUUUUCAACAUCUGGCAAUGCUGGGGGCAUUCAACAUCGACAGCAUUCUAAAAUUAAUGCUAAUAUUUCUGUAUCACCUUUCAAUCAGAUAAUUCAUGACUCGCAAACGAGACCUAUUCCAGCUCAUCAAGCCGGGAACAUAUCUCAAGUAGGAAUAACUUCCGAAGGUGUUAACCCAAAGUUUGACAGGCAGAACUCUUUCAUUGACCAAAAGAGAUUACCAAAUGCAACUCUUACUCCAAUGAUAAGCAAUUCAGGGCGGCCCCAGAGUUCAGUUCACUUGCAAUCAACCUUAACUAAAGACCAGAAAACUGGGCAUGUUAAGCAGAAAGCACCGGAUCAGUCAAAUGAGAUACUCAAAUCAUAUAUUCCUGCUUCUCCAGGGUUACUUUCCUUUUCUUCAGCACAUAUUGACAAACAAGAGGCCAAAAAUGAGUUUGAAGUGCAAUCUGCUAGAGUGGGCUACACAAAUCCUGCUAGCAGGUUGUCAUCAAGUUCAGUGUCAUCCACAAUGCCAAAUCAGAUAAAAGCCAGCAAUGUGGGAAACUCCAACAUUCCUUCUGCUGCCCCAGCAACCUCUUUUAUUGGGAUUGGAAACAAUGACCAGGUUCCUGCCAAAAAGACAACAGUCGGCCAAAAGAAGCCGUUGGACGCACUUGUAUCCUCACCACCUCCAACAAGCAAAAAGCAAAAGGUAUCUGAGGCUUCUGAUAAAAGUGUUGAAGAACUCAAUGAUGUUACUGCUGUCAGUGGGGUGGAUCUCAGGGAAGAAGAGGAACAACUAUUCUCUGGCCCGAAACAAGAUAGUCGUGUAUCCGAAGCAUCUCGAUGUGUUGUGCAAGAUAAGUUAAUUCUGGAGAAAGUUCCACUUCUGCAAAGACUUUUGAAAAUCGUGUCAAAAUUUGGAUUAAAGGGCAUCGGCAGUGAUGUGGAGCAAUGCUUAUCUCUGUGUGUGGAAGAGAGAAUGCGUGGGUUGAUAGAUAACCUUAUUAGAUUGUCAAAGCAGAGGUUGGAUGUUCAGAAGCCUAGACACAAAACCAUUGUAAACUCAGAUGUUCGCCAGCAAAUUAUGCUUAUAAACCGAAAGGCUCAGGAUGAGUGGGAGAAGAAACAAGCGGAAGCAGCAAGGCUCCAAAUGCUGAAUGAGCGUGCGGCAAACCCUGUGGUUGAUGGCGAGAAGGAGAAGGACGAUCGUCGUGUAAAACCAGUAAAGGUCCCGAACAACGACGAAGAUGACAGGAUGCGCACAACGGCGGCAAAUGUUGCUGCUCGAGCUGCUCUGGGAGGAGAUGACAUGCUUAGUAAGUGGAAACUGAUGGCUGAGAAAAACAAGCAAAAGCGUGCAUUAGUAGCUGAUGCAGCAUCUGGUUCAAAGCCAGGAAAAGAUAUGGGAAGAAAGCUGAUCCCAUCAAAAUGUUUAAGAGACAGCCAGGAAGCAGAAAAAAGAGGCCAACUUCCUCUUGAUCCCACUUCGGGAGCAAGUAAAAACGGAGGAAGAAAUCAAGUUCACUUACAUUCUAAGGUGGCACGAACAAUCUCAGUUAAGGAUGUGAUUACCGCCUUAGAAAGGGAGCCUCAAAUGUCGAAAUCAACUCUUAUGUAUAGGCUAUAUGAAAAAAUAGGAAGUUAGGGAGUUCAAUGUACCAUGCCAUAUCAUUCUUAUGUAGGCUCCCAUAUUUUUGUUCUGGAGCUUUUGUAGAUAGAUAUAAAAUUACUCUUCUUUUCUUUUGGUGUUCCAUUCUCUUAUUUGAUGAAUAUAUUGUACAUUACCAGUUGAUAGUUUUAUGUUCAAUUUUGCUAGAGAGCAG
Molecule: messenger RNA, 3026 nt
Organism: Oldenlandia corymbosa var. corymbosa
Lineage: Eukaryota; Viridiplantae; Streptophyta; Magnoliopsida; Gentianales; Rubiaceae
Source: the annotation of a GenBank genome assembly